CCGACCCUUCCUGUUCCUAUUUCUACCCCCUUCCCCCUCAAAGCAUCUUCACCCUUUUCCCCAUUAAACCCUAAAUUGGAGUUGCAGCGAAGCUCCGAGUAAUUCAAUCUCGAUAUCAUUGUCAGUAUUUAUGCCUCAAACGGAGAUCUUCACCGGCGAUUGUUUCAGAUAUCCAUCCACAUUCACAAACCGAAUUCUGCGCCGGCGACGAUGAGGUAUUUCUUCGAUCAGGCAAAGACGAAGAGCAACAGCGCCGGCGUCUCUCCGAUGAAGAUUCUCGACGCCGUGCGCGACUGGAAAGUCACUGGCCGGAGUCUCCUCCAGUCGUUGGACGAUUUGACGACGGAUUUCGAGCGGCGAGAGCAGAGUUUGGCUUCAGCGACCGAAUCGAUGGAGGCGAGGCUGAAGGAUUUGGAGAAGAAGGAGAAGGAACUCGAGAAGAAGAAGACUGAAUUGGUUUUGAAGGAGAAGGAACACGAGAAGAAGAAAACUGAAUUGGCUUUGAAGGAGAAGGAACACGAGAAGAAGAAAACUGAAUUGGCUUUGAAGGAGAAGGAACUCGAGAAGAAGAAAACUGAAUUGGUUUCGAAGGAGAAGGAACACGAGAAUAAGAAAACUGAAUUGGUUUUGAAGGAUAAGGAACAAGAGAACAAGAAAACUGAAUUGGUUUCGAAGGAGAAGGAACACGAGAAGAAGAAAACUGAAUUAGCCUUUCUGUCGAAAGAUUCCACGAACAGUUUGAGAUUGAAAGAGCAGAAAUUAGAUGAGCAGCUGAAGUCAGUGAGCACACACAUCGAUAGUUUGGAGAAUUCCCGCAGGGAAGUGCAGAAUUUGAAGCAUUUGCAGUGUGAAAAGUUGAAGGAGAUCGAGGAGAAGGUGAGAGAGGUUGAAUUGAUGAGGGUAGCCAUGGAAGAAAGGAUGGCAGAGAUCGAGAGAGAAUUCGAUCGAAAAUUGAGAGAAUUAGCUCUGAAGGAGGAGUUCUUGGAAACUAAAAGGGCAGUGUUAGUAGGAGAUGUUAAGCUUGCAGAUGAGAGGUUUAGAGAUGGGAAGAAGAAGGGAUGGGGUUUAAUGAAGAAGAUGGAAUCAGCAUUGUGUUUGUUAGAAGGGACGCAGGCGACCAUCGACGAGAAGUUGAAGAAGAGCGAAUUGUGUGCCCGCGAAGGAUUGAUUGUGGUUCUUGAUGAAGCCGAACUGAUUGGUAGGCAGUUGGAGAAGCAUUUUACAGAGCUUGAGAGGAUAUCGAAAGAGGAUGAAAGGGAAAGGCGAAAUUCGGGUAUUGAUCAGGAAAAGCUUCUAAAGGAGAUCAAACUGAUGGAUGUAAAAGUAGCUGAGCAUCAGAAGUUAGGGGAGAAAAUUAUGGAUCGUUUGGAGGAAGUGAGAGCUAAGAAGGUUACCGAAAUGGUCGAUUAUGGCAUGAAUCGGGAAUUGGUUGAUCUACACUUGCAAGAACUUAAGAAGAGGGAGGAAGAAUUUCAUCUAUACCAACGAGAAAGAGAAGAAGAACUUGUGUCGAAGGAGAAGAAGUUAAGGUCGAUUAUGGAAGAGUUUAUCGACGGGAAAUUCGAUAAGCAGGAGAUCAAUGAGAUGCUAAGGGAGAGGCUUGAUUUAGUUUGGGGUUGUACUGAACCAGAAGUUUCGGUCGACUCGAAACAGGCUAAGGAUGUGAGUCGAUUGUUAGAAACGGCCAUAAACAGCGAAAAGGAUGCGAAAUUGGUAGGUGACGAUGUUUCGGAAGUUCUACGAGCAUCGUCUGAUCCAGCAAAGUUGGUUCUUGAUGCAAUGAAAGAGCUUUGCGUCUACAGAGCCAUGAGAGCUGACAGGAUGCUAAACCUAAGGAGAAUCCGUAUACUUUUAUUACGUUGUCUCUCCAAAAUGUCACGAAACAUUAAGCCUUGUGUUCGACAAGCUGUGAUUAGACUAGCAGAGAAGUGUGAGCCGAAAACUAGAAACUUCGACGAAAAUCCCCUGCAGAUGUUGGAAUACUUACUUCUAAUGGCUGCUUAUAAGCUAAGAUCCCCUUUUAAUAACAAUGAUGUUUUGAGUUUCUUGAAGGCGAUCGCCCAACACGAAGAAACGCCUGAGUUGUUUCUUAUCCUCGGCCUCAGAGAUAAAAUCGAAGAGUUCGUGCAGAAUCUCAUAAACGAGAAGCGAUAUCUUCUUGCAAGUAGUUACAUAAAAUACUUUGAGGUUGAGAGGGUGUUUCCUCAAACAGCUGUGAUCGAUUAUUACGUGAAGCAUGUGAAGAUUUUAGGGAAGGUGAAGCUGAACGACCCUUUCGAGGCACAACUCAAGGCUAGUUUUGAGGAGAUACGAAAUCUGCGUCAAGCAAUCGAGCAUAUUGUGAAGCAUGGGCUGCAAUACGCGUAUGCACCCGAACUCCUUAUGGAAAGGAUAGGGCAGUUAGAGCAGAAUCUGAAGUGCAUGGGGAAAGGGCUCGUGAUAUCAUUGUCGCCGGAUGUAAAUAAACCGCAUGUAAAUAAACCGCGAAUGGGUUGCGAAAACUUGGCAGGAUUACAGAAUGCGAGUGGAAGAAUUGGAAGAAUGGAACAAGAAAACCAGGACAACGUAGAUAAAGAAGAUUUGGAAUGGAAGUACCAGAGUUGGGAAAGUAGACCAAAAAAGUGUCGAGCCCCUACGCCACAAGAGAAGAAGAACGCGCGAUUCAGACGACCAAACAAGAAACGUUGCAGGGAUUGGUCGUUUCAUGGUCGGUCUUAGGAUCAUUAUGGGAAGAGGUAGUAGGGCUAGGAUAGCAGCGAUUUUGGGUCGAUAAGAGAUUGGUAACUUGUAUUCUCGUUGUUGCCCGGCCGAAAGAAUUCUUCCGGGGCUCAGCUGCUGCUGCAUUCUUGGCCUUGGUUGGAUAGGAUUUUGAGUUAGAAUGAGCUUGAAUUUGGUUUCCUGCUCAUGAUCUUUUUGUUAGGAGGAGUUGGAUCUUGUGGCUCUUGUGGAUAUUGUAGUUAUGAAGUUGGUGCAAGCAUAAAGAAGCCUUUUGUCAUUUAAAGGGAGGUACGUUUAUAUUUUAUUUAUGAUAUGAAAAGCCGCAGUCGCUAUUAUUUGAAUAUCUUCUUCGAGGAGUUGAAGGGUUUGAACACAGUCACGAGUCUAUCCUCACACCACUUGGCUAUUCUUUAAUUAGGGAUGUCAAUGAGACGGAUUUGGGAAGGGUUCUACUAGGCAUGAGACCCGAGGUGUUGGGUGUUUGAACAAGAUUACGAGUCAAUCCUCACACCACUCAAUCUUACCGUAAUUAAGGAUGUCAACGGAGCGGGUUUGGGAUAGGCCUGACACCCAUCCUGCUGAAUAUAUUAGGCUUCAGGAUUCACUUCGGACCUGUUAUUGUUUAAAAUUUAAAAUCUACAACCUACCUCGAAUUUACCCAAGGUUAAAAUUUAAAAAACAAUCUGCCCUGAAGGAUAUUUUUAGACUUGAAUGGGGCUAACUCGUCUCAUUUGACAUCCUUAUCAGUAAUAUGUUGCAAAAAAUUCUGAUAAACUUCAUCUAUCUAAUUGGGGUCUUGAUAUGAUUCAACCGCUAUUGUGGUUAGUCAUUUGAUUAUAGUAUUUUUUGUCCAUGUGGUUGUGUCAG
Messenger RNA from Andrographis paniculata, 3585 nucleotides. RefSeq lists its product as uncharacterized. The record is from RefSeq and is a predicted model, not a curated record. The transcript is spliced from 3 exons. NCBI's taxonomy places the organism in Eukaryota, Viridiplantae, Streptophyta, Magnoliopsida, Lamiales, Acanthaceae. The coding region runs from base 211 to 2718 and encodes 835 amino acids.